GCGAGUGCAAGUGUGCGAUAACAGCAGCAGCGGCUCUGUCUGGAGCUCACACUGUACAUUACAGAAGCCCCCUCCUCUGGAAGACGGUGUUUCUCCCAUUAUGGGCGACAAGAAAAGCCCAUCCAGGCCAAAAAGACAAGCCAAGCCCUCUGCAGACAACGGAUUUUGGGACUGUAGCGUCUGCACCUUCAAAAACAGUGCAGAGGCAUUCAAAUGCAGUAUAUGUGAUGUGCGGAAAGGUACAUCUACAAGAAAACCUAGGAUAAACUCUCAACUCGUGGCACAGCAGGUCGCUCAACAGUGCGCCGCCCCACCCCCAGCCAAGAAAGAAAGAAGGGAAAGGACAGACAGACACCUUCCUGACGACGACCACUUCGACAUGGACAACUCCGACUCAGAUAGACUCAGCAGUCUCCACCCUGACUCCGACCAUCCCGAGAGAUUAGGUCUGGAUGGAGGUCAGCUUGAACGUGGACAUUCUCAUAAGGAUCGGAGACAGGAACGCGGGCUGGACAAACCGCAAAUGCUCGAUACAGACAGGGGGCCUGAGCGAACAGGACUGACCCCAAACCUUCUUCAGCAGCAGCACAACAGAACAGACCGAGAGCACACGGACAGAGCAAUGCUGGAAAAACUUCAGCCUCACAGAGAGCACAUGGAUAAGGAUCAUCCUCACACGGCAGACUCUGGAAUGCAGCCCGCAGAGAGGAUGGGUGCAGAGAGAGACGAAAUCAAAAAAGGGAAAAUAGAACGAGCCAUGGUGGAGAAACCCAAAGAGAGACAUAAAAGCCUGACGCCCAGUAAAAAACCCACUGCUAAGAAGAUAAAGCCCAAACUCAUUCAGAAAGGUCCAGCUGGGGAAAGUAACGGCAUGAAGCCUGGGAAGUCUGUCACGAAGAAUAACAAAUCCAUAAUUUCACGACCUAAACUGAAGAACAUAGACAGGAGCUCGGCUCAGCAGCUCGCCAUUACAGUGGGCAAUGUGACUGUCAUCAUCACAGACUUUAAGGAGAAGACUCGCUCUUCCUCCACCUCCUCCUCCACGGUCACCUCCAGCGCUGGCUCUGAACAGCAGCACCUGAGUUCCAGCUCGGAGAGCACAGACAAGGGGUCGUCCCGCGCCUCCACGCCCAGAAGAGACCACUCGUCCGGGCAGAACGAGACCCUGUGAAGGGGAAGAGAUUCAGACACGCCGAUCUCACUGGACGAGGCCUGGAGCUCCCACACUCGUAACUGUACAUGGAAGAGGGAUCUUUCCAACCCAUUCAGACAAUGUCCAUCUCGACACACCGGCAGAAACGUACCUGUCGAAAACCCUCGUGGAGCACCCUGUAGAUUGAUGUGUUGAUGUUCACGUGAGUCACUGUCACGCCGAGACCCACUGUAUAUUCUGUGCCCUACUCCUAUCAGAUAUAAUCCAUGUUUGUGCACCACGGAAAUCAGCGCUCCCAAGUUUGCAUUAUUAUCAUCGUUCAUUGUCAUUAAAUCGUGCAGACUUUGUGUUUAGAACGUAGAUUCGUUUAUGCUAAAUGUACAGUAUCUGAGCUCAUUUCAUCAUCUCUCGGACAGCUCCGAGUCAACGAUCCGUUGCUGCGGCUGUUUGUAAACCGCGAGUUCUCCACGCUUGACCACCGUGUACAUGGAGAUUUGUUCCCUUAUUAUUUCGUAUGACAAACUCUUGUGUGUUUACAUGGUGGAAACACAAACUGUGAUUAUGUGAGUUUACAGUAUUAUUAUAAAUGCAAGGCCAACUUUGAAAUCCAUACGGUGUACCUUGUAGACAUGUUUUGUGGUUCACAAGAUGAUAAGAGAGUAUUUAGAAUAUUGGUCUUUAUCUUUCUCUGUUUUUAGACUUUAAACCUUUGAAUAUUUCUUGUAAAAUUAUAUCGAGAUUCACAGGACUGUCUAUUAUUCAUCUUCAUGGCAAAGACGCUCAGAAAGUGUGAAGAAUGAAGCUGGCAGUUGUUGGAUUUUGAAGCAGCUUAUCUAUUUGUGAGAUUUCAUACAGUAUAUUUACGGUUUACCAAGAUCUCUACUGAAAUUGAUCACUGAAUAAUACUUCCAAUAUAGCAUUAUGUUGUAAAAAAUUGGCUUCUUCUCGCCCAUAAGGACGUUUUGCACAGGUUUACACUCAUUCUGACAAUUUGUUAAAAAUCUAGGAGCUAAUGAAGCUAAUAAAAACUUUCUCAAACUCAUUAACAUUUUGGGCAGUUUGAUAUCAUCGUUAACUUGUUCCACAAGCAGUUAUAUUUCUGUAUAGUGACCAAUGUUUACUGUGCUCAAGUCAGCAUGAAAUAGAAAUUUGCCCUAUCUAUUCUAAAUGUGUGUUGUGGAUAUUAUUGUGAAUGAUUUAUCUGUGCAUAUCUUUCAUUUAUAGACACUUUUUUUUUUUGACCUCUUAAUUUUUAAUCAAAAUGUCAUAACUUUACCCUCUGGUGAAGUGAUAGACUUCUGUCUAUUAUUGUUGUUUGCAACGUCUCAACAUCCAAUCAACAACUGAUGCACAGAAGAACCAAGUCAGAUGUACGUCACAAUACUGUGGAAGAAAGAUCUGUCGCUACUUCCAAUUCAUUGUGACUUUAAGAUGGGUGCACAUAAUCCCAGAUAAAGACCUUUCACAAGUAAAGCGAUUAAUUGUUUAUUGCAAAUUUGAUGUAAUGGAGUUCUGCUUGAAUUUGAUGCAUACUAAAUGUAGCGCUGCAGUCCAUCACUUUUUUUUGUGUUCAAAAUGUAUAUAAUGAGCGAGUACAUCAUGAAUCCAUUUUCAAAA
Molecule: messenger RNA, 2770 nt
Organism: Pimephales promelas (fathead minnow)
Lineage: Eukaryota; Metazoa; Chordata; Actinopteri; Cypriniformes; Leuciscidae
Gene: rybpa
Product: RING1 and YY1 binding protein a
Biological process (GO): positive regulation of DNA-templated transcription
Cellular component (GO): nucleus
Molecular function (GO): transcription coregulator activity; DNA binding
Source: RefSeq, a predicted model, not a curated record